UAGAUGUGACCAAUGAGAAGUUCUCUUUGUUUUCAUCCGGGUUUGGAGACAGUAGCAGUCAUGGCGCCGCCCGUGAGGUACUGCAUCCCUGGCGAACGUCUGUGUAACUUGGAAGAGGGUAGCCCGGGCAGUGGCACCUACACCCGACAUGGCUACAUCUUUUCGUCCCUGGCGGGUUGUUUGACGAAGAGGAGCGAGAACGGCGCGCUUCCUGUGGUAUCUGUGAUGCGGGAAACAGAGUCCCAGUUACUUCCAGAUGUGGGAGCUAUUGUCACCUGUAAGGUCUCUAGCAUCAAUUCACGUUUUGCUAAAGUUCACAUCUUAUAUGUAGGCUCUACACCACUUAAGAACUCUUUUCGAGGAACUAUCCGCAAGGAAGACGUCCGAGCAACUGAAAAAGACAAGGUUGAAAUUUAUAAGAGUUUCCGCCCAGGUGACAUUGUCUUGGCCAAAGUGAUCUCCCUUGGUGACGCACAGUCCAAUUACUUACUGACCACUGCUGAAAACGAGCUUGGAGUGGUAGUGGCCCACAGUGAGUCAGGUGUCCAGAUGGUUCCCAUUAGCUGGUGUGAGAUGCAGUGCCCGAAGACCCACACAAAAGAAUUCCGGAAAGUGGCCCGAGUGCAGCCUGAAUUCUUGCAGACCUGAGAAGCCACAUUUUACCCCAGGGAAGGGAGGAUACUAUUUACAAGAGUACAUGUAUAAAAAUUA
Molecule: messenger RNA, 711 nt
Organism: Chinchilla lanigera (long-tailed chinchilla)
Lineage: Eukaryota; Metazoa; Chordata; Mammalia; Rodentia; Chinchillidae
Gene: Exosc1
Product: exosome component 1
Exons: 8
Coding region: 13-648 (211 amino acids)
Biological process (GO): RNA processing
Cellular component (GO): cytoplasm; nuclear exosome (RNase complex)
Molecular function (GO): RNA binding
Source: RefSeq, a predicted model, not a curated record